Molecule: messenger RNA, 903 nt
Organism: Vitis vinifera (wine grape)
Lineage: Eukaryota; Viridiplantae; Streptophyta; Magnoliopsida; Vitales; Vitaceae
Product: ethylene-responsive transcription factor ERF109
Exons: 1
Coding region: 69-629 (186 amino acids)
Biological process (GO): regulation of DNA-templated transcription; ethylene-activated signaling pathway
Molecular function (GO): DNA-binding transcription factor activity; DNA binding
Source: RefSeq, a predicted model, not a curated record
CACUCCCCUGCCUACUGCAGACGAGAAAAAUAGAAAGCAAAAGGAGUUCCAGACUUCGGAGAGCAACAAUGAAUACGGAAGAGGAGUCAGCAAUCAUUGUGUCCACACUCCGUAACGUCAUCGCCGGUACCACCGAGCAUCCAGAAAAUGUCAUGUCAGCUUCUACGUCCACCACCACCACCACCACCCACACCCAGCAAACUCAGACCCUGUUGUCACUCCCUCCUCCUGAAAAGUGUCCGCACUGCGACUACGACGGAUGUAUUGGGUGUAACCUUUUUGUUGGGCCGGGUGAAACGGAGGAUGCUAGGGGGAAGGUCAAGUUCAGAGGUGUUCGACAGAGACCCUGGGGAAAAUGGGCGGCGGAGAUUCGAGACCCACGCCGGGGCAUGCGGGUGUGGUUGGGCACAUUCGACACUGCAGAGGCCGCUGCUAGAGCUUAUGAUAGAAAAUCCUAUGAAUUCCGAGGAAUUAGAGCCAGGCUCAACUUCCCUUUAUCCGACUAUAAAAAUGAGAAAAAAUCAAACAACAUUAGUGAGGAAGGUGAGCCCAGUGCAUCGGACACAGCGGAGAAGAAAAAAUUGGAGAAUAUGAACGCUGAGACCAGUUCAAAAGAACUUCGAGAGUAGAUUAUGCAGGAUCUUCCUUCACACCAGGCUUACAUAUUUUAGAAACAAAGUCUGGGAUAGAAUAAGGGUUGAGCCCAUAUGCAUACGAGUAAACUUCCUAGUACGUAGUAAGCUGGUACUUAACUAGGUUUAUGAUUCAGUUCGUCGAUAUUACUGUUCAAGGCUCCGACCAUACGCAAAUGUUGCGCACGGUCUAUGUUGUUGAACUACCCAUUUGCAUGAUUUAUUGAACCACCAAUUUUCCUAAAUAGAUUUGGGAUCAAUAUAUAUAUAU